Cutaneotrichosporon oleaginosum is the source of this 655-nucleotide messenger RNA. RefSeq lists its product as uncharacterized. Gene Ontology annotation, cellular component: proton-transporting V-type ATPase, V0 domain; membrane. NCBI's taxonomy places the organism in Eukaryota, Fungi, Basidiomycota, Tremellomycetes, Trichosporonales, Trichosporonaceae. Gene Ontology annotation, molecular function: proton-transporting ATPase activity, rotational mechanism. Gene Ontology annotation, biological process: proton transmembrane transport. The record is from RefSeq and is a predicted model, not a curated record.
AUGGGCUACACCUACUCCUACCUCUCGGGGUUGCUCCUGACCGUGGCCACCACGUACGGCCUGUACCUCCUCCUCACAGGCCAGGGUGAGCGCUUCAACCCCGGGCAGUUCCUCGCCGAGUCGAGCCCUCUCGCUUGGGCAGCCACAGGCAUCGGACUGUGUAUCGGCCUCAGCGUGUUUGGUGCUGGAUGGGGUAUUUACAUUACUGGCGCGAGUAUUCUUGGCGGUGGUGUGCGUGCACCUCGCAUUAGGACGAAGAACCUCAUCUCCAUUAUCUUCUGCGAGGUCGUCGCCAUCUACGGCGUCAUCAUGGCCAUCGUCUUCUCCUCCCGCCUCAACAGCGACAUCAAGGACAUCCACACGUCGAGCAACUACUACACGGGCUUCUCCUUGUUCUGGGGCGGCCUCAUUGUCGGCCUGUGCAACCUGUUCUGCGGCGUCUCAGUGGGCAUCACAGGCUCCACAGCCGCUAUCGCGGAUGCCACCGAUGCCCAGCUCUUCGUCAAGAUCCUCGUCAUCGAGAUCUUCGGCUCCGUCCUCGGUCUCUUCGGCCUCAUCGUCGGCCUGCUUGUCUCGGGCAAGGCUGAGGAGUUUGCGUAAAAAUAGAAGAACAUGCAUUAUCAUCAAGUAGACGUCUAGAGGUAUUUUCGUGCCG